ACCAAGUGGAGGGCACUGCAAGCUCCACGCACACUGCAAGCAAGAUGAUUAUUGAUUAUUCACCGGGAUUAUAGGCUGCGGCCGCAGGCACCAUAUUUGACGUAAGGAAGAUCUUUCAUUAGUAGCAGCGGCACUAAUUUAAAGGCUGUUCUAUAAUCCAUUUUACGGUUUAAGGACAUUUUCAGGGCGGAGAAUUUUAUUGAAUUUUCGUUAAACAGAAUUCUCGUUAAAUAGAUGGUCUAUUUAACAUUCAUUUUCGUGUUCUUAUAAAAACUUAAAAGUGGAAGUAGACUACAAUAGUUAUUGUGCUUGUUGUGAUCGGUUGCGAAUAUUUCUGUGCAAUGGGAAAACCGGCCAAGACGUUCACGGUCGUGCUUAACCGCGACCAGAACUGGGCCUAUCACGAGAUUAUCACGGAGGCCCUGUUCGUGCUGUGGGCCGGAUGCCAUUUGUCCUUGAAAUUCGGUACGCGCUUCUUCCCAGAAUGGGAAAUAACGCGCAGCGACCCGGACAGCUAUACAAAUCUGGAUUUUCUUCUGUGGUUGCUGCUUCGUCGGAAUAUAACCGGCUGCGUAUGGGAUAACAUCGCCUCCCCUUGGAAGUCAUACAUGCCGCAAACGGUCACUAAUCCGGUUAUCACAAGUCGAGAGCACUCUAAUGCCGGUUACAUCGGAACCUUCGCCACCGUCCUCAUAACCGUACUGCUGGGCGUCUCUGCUGCCUGCUCCGCUUGGGUCAACCGUCACUGGAGAGUUCCCCGCUGGACACAGCAUCUCCGCAACUGUCGCCGCAUCACGACCUGGCUCGGCUACGGUACAACCUCCGGCGGCGCGGGUGAUUUGGAUUUUGAUGAGGAUCCGAAGACACCCGAGUGGCGAAUGGUGGUGUUUAACAUCCUUCUACUCUAUGCCAGUAUGUCUGUGUUUGUCGGGUUGUGGCUGGUGUUCUGCGCUUUGCCGGUGGUCAUUCUGGUCGGUCUAACCAUUGCCUUUGUGGGUCGACACUGCGGCGAAGAAGCUCUGUUCCCGACUACUGCCGUGUGCUUCUGUUUGCUUGCUGUGUAUUGCAUCGGCAGGAUUUGGGGGUUAUGGAUGAACAAGACGUAUUUUAUGCAGCUGCAUGAGAUUAUCAGGAGUGCCACGGGAAUGCGCCUUUUCGUGCAACCAUUCGCGGCUUAUCAGGAAGUGGCACACGAGACGGAAGCAGCGACCGAUAGUUCGUUGCCCGCUAAGCUCGAGACGGCAACCGAUCCUUCGUUGUCCGCUAAGCUGGAGGCGGUGUGGUCCUUAUGGUUCACGAUCAUUCUGAUGGUGAUGCCGGCGCUUUACGCUGUGGCUAACCACUGCGUAGCGACCCUUGAAGGACUGCCGGGCGAUAGCGGCUGGAUGGAUCCGUUCUCUCUGCUUUUAUUUUCAUUGGCCAGUGGCCGUGGCGGAUCGACAUCUGCCUCUGGACAUUCUGCAAGCGGCUGGACAUUCACCAAUUGCACCGAGUGCUGUGACAAUUACGCAACGGGAAUGAGCCAAACCAACGCGAUGCUGUCGUACUAUAUCGAUUUACACCAACCCCGUUGGACAACCAGGCAUCCGGUUAUUUUGGCGCUAUUUAACACGGUCAUCUCGCCCGUGACGGAACGUUUCUACAUGGCGUGGAUGGGGAUCCUUGCGUGGGGUGUCGGGUUGCCAAUGAUUCUUUUGGGAUUAACUGGAGCAGCAUGUGGUGUUUGGCAAUGCUUCCGCGGUCUAAUCAGCGGCCUGUACCAGUGGAUCUGGAAACCGAAAACGAACCAGGAUGAUCCGGAAGACCGCAAAGCGGAAACGACUAGCCCUGAUAAACCGGCUGUCCAGACAAAGAAGAGACCGUUCUGCGUGUGCGCUUUGUGGAUGGGUAUUGAACGCUACAUCCUGGUGGUAUUUUCUCGUUGUUUGUUCUGGACAUUCAUCCCGUUUCCGGUGCUGGUACUGAUGGUCCCGGAACAGUUUUUGUUGCCAGUUUGGCUGCUGUUGUUGACAAUCAUCGAAGUGGGUCUCUACGGCUGGGUGUGGAAAAACAUCUGUUGGGGCUAUCGAGAACUGCAUACAGAUUGCGGCGAUCGCGCACACCCUGUGAAAGCUGAAGCGGAAGAAGACGACGCAUCGCUUUUGACAGCGUGAAAGCUGUCAAAGGUAACCAAAUAGGCGUAAAGCUUUUAGCCCUGCGCUUGUUGAUUCAGUCAUGAUCAUUUAUCAUUCGCUUAACGUUCGUAUUGAAGUAUCGCCAUACCACCAAUACGUGGCGUACAGCUGCUUGCUUAAGAUACAACAGUUACAGGUGAUGUACUUGUACUGUACUUGUGCACUUUCGCAUAGAUUAGCCUAUUUCAGAUUGCACGGUUUAUGUUUCUUUCGGCUCCGGCUCCAUGUGGAACCUUCGGUUCCGGGUUGUUUUACGUCCGUUCGCGACGUUAGCAGCUGUAACCUAGCGUCGUGCGGUGACGCGUAAAAACUAUCUGCCUUACGCGGAUGCUUGCAACGGCUCAGACACAUCAGUGAAUGGCAGGCCAGCUUAUGCUGCCCGUGGAUCUUUUUUUAGCGCUCAGACCGCCGACCGUUAGCAGGGUGGUCACGUCCUCGCGCGUACUCGACUCGAUAAUUUUUUCGUUGCUGUACGUGACCAAAAUGUAACCGCACAAAGAUCUGAAGCAGUUUUCAUCCUGCUAACGUACUGCUUAUCUGACGCCGUGCACUUCUAUGUACGGAGCUUCUACCGUAUGCAAUCUGAAAUAGGCUAUUGAUUAGUGUUGUUCGUACGCCUGCAUGCGUUCUUAAUCGCAGUUAUGUUAUUAAAAUACUUUAUUGACAAGUUGUACAAGCUAAAAGCCAUUUACACUUGAACUUGAUAAACCAAUUUAGAACAAAAAGA
Molecule: messenger RNA, 2901 nt
Organism: Paramacrobiotus metropolitanus
Lineage: Eukaryota; Metazoa; Tardigrada; Eutardigrada; Parachela; Macrobiotidae
Exons: 5
Coding region: 342-2153 (603 amino acids)
Source: RefSeq, a predicted model, not a curated record